This is a messenger RNA of Penicillium bovifimosum, 2058 nucleotides long. RefSeq names its product nucleotide pyrophosphatase/phosphodiesterase family protein. NCBI's taxonomy places the organism in Eukaryota, Fungi, Ascomycota, Eurotiomycetes, Eurotiales, Aspergillaceae. The transcript is spliced from 3 exons. The coding region runs from base 1 to 2058 and encodes 685 amino acids. The record is from RefSeq and is a predicted model, not a curated record. Gene Ontology annotation, molecular function: nucleoside triphosphate diphosphatase activity; ribonucleoside triphosphate phosphatase activity. Gene Ontology annotation, biological process: nucleoside triphosphate metabolic process.
AUGCGGCGCCCCGACCUUAGCCCUUCCCUUCUUUCGCCCGCAAAUUACGACAAUGAUGCGUCUUCAUUGCGCUCGCCCUCAGAGCAGGACUCUGAUUCCGAUGAUGACGCCCUUCUCGAUCAGGUCCGCAGUACCCUAGAAAUCGCAGAACACGAUCGCGCUGUCCUAGAAGACGAGGAAGAGCUAGAGAGACUUCUGAUCCGCCGGGGUGCUGGACACGGCCUGCGAAGAAUGUUCAGUCCCAGUGGCAGCAGUGUGAGGAUUGGGAAAGUGAAGAAGGAGCGGCGACUGCGGAGGGGGUCACGUCGCGAAAGAGUCAGCGAGGAUGGUGAGCUGAUGUAUGAAAUGGAAGAGGGGAUCGGGGAUGAUAAUGAUUCUCUUUUGAGUGGGUCAUCGUUGGAUCUAGACAGCAAAGAUGGGUACACAUAUGAGCCGCCUCCACGACCUUCAUGGCGGAAGUUCCUCUUCCUAUUCGCUCUCGUCACCAUUCUCUUCCUCAUCCUCGUCCUCGGCGCGUACAAAGCUUCGAGCGGUUUCCGGGCUUCACAAGCACACUCUCCACCCCUUCUCUCCAACGGCACAGCUCUCUUUGCGCCAACCACUAUCUUAAUCUCGCUCGACGGCUUCCGGGCUGACUUCCUCGAUCGUGGUCUAACCCCCGCGUUGAACUCCCUGGUCGCCAAUGGGGUUUCCCCGCAAUACAUGACCCCCAGCUUCCCCAGCGUUACCUUCCCGAACCACUUCACACUUAUGACCGGACUAUACCCUGAGAGCCAUGGUAUUGUAGGUAAUACAUUUUGGGACUUGAAGAUGAAUGAGGAGUUUUACUACACACACCCUGAAGUCAGCAUGCAACCCAAGUGGUGGAUGGCGGAACCGCUGUGGGUGACAGCAGAGAAGCAGCUCGUGAAGACCGCCAUUCAUAUGUGGCCAGGGUCUGAAGCGCACAUUGGCGACAAGGAGCCGACUUUUGUAGACAAAUACAAUGGUAUGGAAGUCCUGUCACGCAAGGUGGAUCGCAUCCUCGAAUUUUUGGAUCUUCCAGGCCUCGAGGAGUCGCAAAUGGCACCGGAGCGGCCGCAGCUGAUCGCGGCUUAUGUGCCCGAUGUCGACCGCGACGGCCACAAAUUUGGUCCUAAUAGCACUGAAAUUCGGAAGACGAUUUCCAAGGCGGAUAGCAUGGUCGCCCAAAUCAUGGAUGGACUCGAGCAGCGCAAUCUCACAGAGGUGGUCAACGUCAUCGUUGUCUCAGAUCAUGGUAUGGCUACCACCUCUACGCAGAGACUGAUUCAAUUGGACGAUUUGAUCGAUUAUGACCUAAUUGAGCACAUCGACGGGUGGCCAUCAAGCGGUCUGCGUCCUAAGCGUCCCGAAGAUCUGACCACCCUCCAGCAACAACUAGAGAAGGUUGCUCAAGAGUACGAACAUGCGUUCGAGUUCCAUACCCGGGAGACAAUGCCUGAGCGGUACCACUUCUCGAACAAUGAUCGAAUUGCACCUUUGUGGGUCAUUCCCAAGGCGGGAUGGGCUAUCGUUGAUCGCUCGGAGUUCGACGUCAAGGAGGCUUUGAACACGGGUCAGAAGUAUUAUCCUCGGGGCAUUCAUGGAUACGACCAUGAGCACCCUUUGAUGCGUGCAAUCUUCAUCGCGCGCGGGCCAGCCUUUCCGCAUAAGCCAAACAGCCGGAUAGAAGUAUUCCAAAACAUCGAGGUAUACAAUAUUCUCUGCGACUCACUGGGUGUCGACCCUCUUCCGAGCAACGGCACACUACGACUCCCGUUCAAGACAGUCGGCCUCCACUCGGACGAGAGCGCACCCGUCCUAGACACACCACCUGAUCCCCCAGCCCCAACCUCAACAACAGCAGGGCCCGUGCCGUCAUCACCCUGGCCUACAACGUCAGGCACCCCGCCGCCCGCAACGAACCAUGACAGUGACGACGAAAAGGGUUCGACAUGGUGGGGAACGAUUGUACACAAGUUCGAGGACGUGAAGAACUGGGCUGGCGGCGUUGCUGAUGCUAUUCAGGGCAAGCACCCUGAGCCUGGGAGCAACUAG